AUGGGCUCAGAACAGCAUAGGUUUCCUCAGCACGAACAACAACAGAGGAAAAGGUGGGAAGGCUGUUUUGAAGUGUUCUCUUGUUUCAAGUCACAGAAAGGAGGAAAAAGAAUUGUACCAGCUUCUCGCAUUCCAGAAGGUGGCAAUGCCUCAGCCUCACAACCUAAUGGAGCAAGUAACCAAGCUACAAGAGGAGUUAACUUAUCACUAUUAGCUCCACCAUCCUCUCCUGCUUCCUUCACCAACUCUGCUCUUCCUUCAACAGCUCAGUCACCAAACAACUGUUACUUAUCUCUAGCUGCAAACUCACCAGGAGGUCCUUCUUCUAGUAUGUACGCCACUGGACCAUAUGCUCAUGAAACCCAAUUAGUCUCACCUCCGCCUGUUUUCUCCACGUUCACCACUGAGCCAUCCACUGCUCCUUUCACUCCACCUCCAGAGCUUGCACAUCUCACUACUCCUUCUUCACCUGAUGUCCCUUACGCUCGUUUCUUGACUUCCUCCAUUGAAUCCAAGAACUCUGGCAGAGGUCAUUACAAUGAUCUUCACUCUACCUACUCUCUUUAUCCUGGAAGUCCAGCCAGCUCUCUUAGAUCACCGAUCUCUAGGGCUUCAGGAGACGGGUUACUUUCUCCUCAAACUGGAGUCUCUACACCUUUGCAGGAGUCUAACUUCUUCUGUCCUGAAACUUUCGCCAAGUUUUACUUAGAUCAUGACCCUCAAAACGGUGGGAGGUUAAGUGUGUCCAAGGAUUCAGAUGUGUACACUGGUCAGAAUAGGCAGACGAGAAGUCCCAAGCAAGAUAUGGAGGAGUUGGAAGCUUAUAGAGCUUCCUUUGGGUUUAGUGCAGAUGAAGUCAUUACAACUAGUCAGUAUGUUGAGAUCAAUGAUGUGAUGGAUAAUUCUUUGCUCAUUGCUGCUUACUCUCAAAGUGAUGGACAGAAGCUACUUAGAAGAGAAGCUAACUUGCUGAGUCAGACAAGUCCCAAGUCAGAAAAAGCUGGCCUUGAUCCACCAAAGUCAUCAUCAAGUGGUUGCAAAGAUCACAAGCUAAGAAAUGGUAUCCAUGCGGAUGAAGAGGCUUUGUUAUCUAGAGUGGGGUCUGUGAAAGGAAGCAGAAGCUAUCCCACUGGUUUCUCAAGCUCUGAUGCAGAGAUUGAAUACAGGAGAGGAAGAAGCUUUAGAGAAGGCAGAGAGAACAGACACAGGAGAUAGUUUGAUCAAAUAACAACAAAGCCAGCUAGCUCUUCUAAGUUGCAAUAUGAUCUUGUGAUGCUAACUCUUGAGAUGAGAAUCUAUUAGUUUAGUAUAUAAUGGAUAUAUAUAUAUAUAUAUAAAUACAGAUGGUUUGUGGUAGAAUGAUGUGAUAUAUUAGCAAGCAAGUGUGAGAAAAGGUAAUGCUUUUCCUUUUAGUUUGUCACGGCUUAUUUGUAAGGCUCCAUGUUUCUUCUAAUUGCAGCAGUCUGUUUAAGGUUUUUAGUGUCAUCUUCUCCUUUUGAUACAUUUUCUAGAAACACAACUAUAAUAAUUUUUUAAUGAGCUAUUUAGCUUUAGAAAUUUC
This is a messenger RNA of Eruca vesicaria subsp. sativa (arugula), 1561 nucleotides long. Lineage: Eukaryota; Viridiplantae; Streptophyta; Magnoliopsida; Brassicales; Brassicaceae. The record is from the annotation of a GenBank genome assembly.